Molecule: messenger RNA, 267 nt
Organism: Oikopleura dioica
Lineage: Eukaryota; Metazoa; Chordata; Appendicularia; Copelata; Oikopleuridae
Source: the annotation of a GenBank genome assembly
AUGGAGGAGUGCACUAAUCAAGAGCGAUCGGAAACGAAUGAUGCGAAAGAAGAGAAACCGCCGGCUAAUGAAGACACUGAGCGAGAGCCAGAGCAACGAGAAAGAGAGUGUGCGAAUGAGACUACACAAGUCGUAGAAGUCAAGAAUGUUGCGUGCGAGGAAGUGAUCGUCAUUGACGACAGUUUCGAAGAUGAGAAUACUGAGGAACAAAAGCGAACAGAAAUUGUUGAGAGCGCUUCAUCGGAAGAGAGAGAGAAAGAGUCUUGA